AUGAAUGGAACACAGGAAGGCGAACAAAAGGCUCAUGGUGUGUUGCGUGGGUCUCUCGAUUUCUCAGAUAUCGAUGGGGAGGAGGUCCAAGACGAUCAUGGUGGCGACUACUCUACGCGUUUCGACGAACUCAUGAGCGACACCGAGGACAGCUCCAAUAGCCAUGUCCCUCAUUUCGACGAGGGAGAGGAAGAGGAGGAGGAAGGGUUUCUGUACAGUGGGAAAGAUGCAGACCCUGUUGGCGGCUAUCGAGAACAAUUGCGAGAUGUGCUAGGUGCCGAACACGAGGAGGACGAGCUGGACGAGCAGGAAGUUGAGCGGUCCCUCCUUCAUGACGUGGAAGAGAAAGAGAAACUUGCAGCCAUGAUGGAGGACGAAGCAAAAGUGGUAAUUCAUUCAGAUCAUUCACCUUCCAGACCAUCUACUCCGGCAUUGUCUCAUUCUGAUGCUGGAUAUCCGUCUACUUUUGGCGUUGUUGAUGGUCCAAGUUCUACCAGGGUUUCGCUCUCAUUCCUCCACCCCACCGUCUCUCGUCUUCGCUCUGCAACUCCACAGGGUUCGCGUGUGCCUUCGUCUGCAAGCAUAGGAACGAUACCAUCGCAUACUCAAGAAGGCGUAUCAGUGACACCUUCUCAUUUCUCUUCGUUGUCGCGCAAUUCAACAACUACAAACAUAGUCGUUGGAACGGAGAAGGCGGAUGGUUCCAAGGGUCAAGUGUACCCGAUACGUGAAGUCUUUCGCUGGACGCACUUGCGUUCAAUCGGAGAUCAUGUGUAUCCUAAACAUACUCAGAAGGUCUCUUCUCUCCUUGGGACUGACAAUGCGGGUUCACCCACUGUUAUUGCGGCGAAUGGCCUCAUCUGUGUUGGGACGGAUGCAGGCAAGAUACUGGUAUUCGACUUCAAGCAGAAUCUCAAGUGUAUAUGUGGUACAGACACCUCAGAUAGAGGGGUUGGACCAGUCAGCGCCUUAGCUCUGUCGUUCGACCAUACUUACGUCGCCUCGGGUCAUGCCACAGGACAUGUACAAUUGUUCGAUCUGAAGUCGCCGAAAUUACCAGUUCGUCUUGUGGCACCCACUUCGCUUACAGUGAUUGCAUCUGGACGACAAGAGGGUCACCUUGUGGGGUCUAGAAUUGUGAACGUUGGUUUUGUUGCAGGAAGGCACAGUGCCGUCGUAUCCGCCGAUGACAACGGACUCGCCUUCCACCACAAUCUCGGCAAGGUAUUUUUCAUGGAAGCAUCCGAUACGCUUCGCCUACUUGGAAAAUACCCCGACGAUGAACACAUUCCAAACCCGUCGCGUCCUUCGUCAAAUCCACAUUUUCGUCGGCGUAAAUCACGCAAGCCCAGCACUAUACUUGCUAUGGCACCUCUCCCACUUGGCACAGCAUCACAUCCAACGGAUCAGUAUAAUCUCAUUGCACUUCUGACGCCCAUAAAGCUUGUCAUCGUGGGGCUGAAACCAUCACCUAGGACCUGGUACAGGCGGCAUCGCGAAGCUGAUGACACCGCGCACAAGUCCCGCUUUAAGGGUACUCUUGCCUGGUUCCCUAGUGUGAUUCCUGGGAGCACUGCUGCUGCAGAGGCCACUAAUAAGAAGACCCAGGCCAAUGGUUCAAGUCACCAAUCGGCGACCAUCCCCAUGCUAGUGUACUCUUGGGGAGAUACGCUUUUUCUCAUUCGCGUUUCAGAAGACAAGAUUGUUCAACAAGUCCGCAAUGCGAGGACCGGAAAGGUAAACAAUGUUGAGACGGGCCGAGUCAUUCUCGAAGAAGUACGACAGUGGAGUGCUAGCGACGAUAUUUUGGCGCUGCAGUGGCUGAAUGUCAAUCAAGUGCUUGGUCUUACACCUAAUGCUCUUGAGGUUUAUGAUAUCCGUACCGGAAGGCUUGUUGAAAAAGUCUCGUACGAUGCAUGGUCUCUGGUAUCACCCAUAUUGAGCCAUACUACCACUGGUUCUGUGUCCUACUCGGACACUGUUACGGAUGUGGCACAUAGCGUAAGAGUUUACAAAGGAAAGAUCUUCAUUAUGACCCAAAGUGAGAUUCAAGUUGGGACCUUGUUGACUUGGGCCGAUCGCAUACUUUCUUUCGUCGAGGAAGGGGAUUUCCUCAGUGCUAUUGAACUCACCCGCUCCUACUACCUUGGCAACACCCCGGGCAACCGAAAUGGACUCCCUGAGUCCCCAGACAAGCUGAAGGAGGUCGUUGGAGAGAAGAUGCGCGAGCUCAUGGUCGCCUCCGCUCGCUAUGCCUUUUCCGAGGACCGUAUGCUCGAUGGCACCCAUGUUACGCCAGAUGGUCGCGGCGUCGAUCUCACGUCCCUGUUUGAGGGCUUGGUCAAGACCUGCGCUCGGGCAUGCAUUGUUCUAGGAGACUACGAUUUCCUCUUCGAAGAUCUCUUCCAGUAUUUUGACGACAGCGGCAUCGUAGGAAUUUUCUUGUCGCAGCUCGAGCCUUUUGUGCUUGAAGGCAGCAUCCACCACAUUCCGCCUCGUAUCACACAACGGUUGAUCGCUUUGCAUGAUGAGGCACAGCAUCCCGAUCUGGCCGAGCGGAUCAUCUGGCACAUUGAUCCAGAUUGUCUGGACGUCGAUCAGGCCAUCGCGUUGUGCCAGAAACAUAGGCUUUGGGACGCGCUGAUAUAUGUUUUCACCCGCGCAAUGAAAGACUACGUAUCACCAGUUGUCGAGCUGCUUGGCCUCAUCCGCAAUGUCCAGCAAUAUCGGAGAGCCCGGAGAGAAGGCUCAUCACUCAUGUCAUAUCCGAAUGACAACGCAAUUGAACCUGUCAUCCUGAAUGCGUAUAAAAUCUAUCCCUACCUUGGAAACAUUCUCUCCGGCCUUUCGUAUCCUGCUGCGGAGGUUCUUCCUGAGGAGGAUGCUAUUCAAGCCAAGAACGAUGUGUACAACUUCCUGUUUUUUGGACGAUCAAGCAUGUGGCCUCCGGGAGAAGGUGGAAAGUUAGUACUCACUGCUGAUGAGGAAAGCGGCGUUGAGCCGACAUACCCAUAUACGCGACUCCUCUUACGAUUCGACCCCGAGGCAUUCUUGCACACUCUCGACCAAGCUUUCGAGGAUGCUUAUCUGAAUGACGAGACGCAAGGUGUAAGCCGACUAGUGAUCGUGAAGACGCUGUUGGAAAUUUUGUCGUCCCCAGAUCUGUCGCAUGAAGAAGUGACCUUCGUGAACAUCUUCAUCGCGCGGAACGUCCCUAAGUAUCCCCAGUUCCUCCAAAUGCCGCCCAGUGCCCUCCACAGUAUACUGAUUGGGUUAGCUCAGGACCCAGACAUGGAUACACGUGAAGACCGCCAACUCGCCGCAGAAUAUCUAUUGUCUGCAUACACUCCUCAUGAGAACGAUCGCGUCGUUGCUCUUUUCGAGGAGGCCGGAUUUUAUCGAAUCCUGCGGUCGUGGUAUCUGCAGGAACAUCGCUGGUCUUCAUUGAUCCUGACCUUCAUGAGGGAUCCUGAGCUCGCUCGUUCAGAUAUUUUACCUGCUAUCGAUGACACAUUGUCCUCUGCGACACAAUCCAACAAGGGCUCGUUACCACCUGAUCUUCUCAGCACCAUCAGCGACUCUUUGCCUUCUCUUGUGAAUACCAGUGUCGCCAGCACCGCGGCACUCCUUGACAAGCACCUUCCUCUCCUUCAUGAACGUGCCUCUGAGCUUGCGCAACAGCGGGGAGACCGGGACCAGUACAUCUACUUGCGGUAUCUUUUAGGACCACCGUCGUCAGGGGAAGACGACAGGAUGGUUCCUUUCCGAGCGAGUGGACCGUCUGUGCAUGUGUCGGUGACGUUGCGUCGCACCUAUCUCUCCUUGUCUUGUCAAUUCGAUCCAGCCGGAGUGAUAUCUGCCCUCCGCUACCUACCACAAGACUUCUUGGAUGUGAGCAGUGUGGCUCAGAUAUGCGAAGAGCAUCGCGCCUAUGAUGCUGUAGUCUGGUCACUGAACCGUGCUGGUGAUCCUUUCGCUGCUUUGUCCAAAGUGGAACAGUUCGAGAACCUACUCUCAUCGCAACUUGCCGACAGCUUGGUAAAUUCGAGUCCAGCUGCGGAAAGCUCCAUCAACACAGGGCUGUCAUCUCUACAAGCCAUCGGACGUACCGCUGGGACCAUGUGUCUUGAGCAUUCCCAAUCUGCUGAGGUGCCUCUGGAGGAUAUUUGGUAUCAACUUCUCAGAUCCCAAAUUGAUGCAGUGCAGCGAAUUGUCGGCUGUUUCAGUCACGAGCAAAGCGAGGAGAGCCAGGGGGGAACUCAGGGUCGAGAUGCAAAUUUGCAGCAACAAACAUUGUCCACUCUGCGAUCCUUGGUGCACGAGACCUUCACUUCGCUGCUGACAGUCAGCUCCACGAAGUCCGUCUCGCUACCGCGGAUGUUCAAGAGGCUACUUACGACAGCGUCCUCACAACACGUCUCAAAGCCAACGCUGUAUGCGGAAUUUAGGGCGCUGUUCACUGGCAUGCUGGAGUCGUAUCGCACCGACAGUGAUAUGCUUAUAAUCACCAAACAUCUCGCGGAUAGGGGGCUUUUCGAGACGAUACAGGAGUGCUCACGAGAGCGAGACAAAGGUUGGGCAGGGUCGCAGGGUGCAUGUCGUUUAUGUGGGGAGCCAUUCCUUGAUACCAAAAAAUCCGCCACCCAUGAGUCGCAGCCAAAUCCCGGCAACUCAAUAAUUGUAUCGCGGACAGGUGCCAUAUACCACAGUAGAUGCCUACCGGCUGAUCAUCCUAAUUCCAGCAGUGUACAUUAA
Molecule: messenger RNA, 4755 nt
Organism: Fibroporia radiculosa
Lineage: Eukaryota; Fungi; Basidiomycota; Agaricomycetes; Polyporales; Fibroporiaceae
Exons: 5
Coding region: 1-4755 (1584 amino acids)
Biological process (GO): endosomal vesicle fusion; protein targeting to vacuole
Cellular component (GO): late endosome; HOPS complex
Molecular function (GO): protein binding
Source: RefSeq, a predicted model, not a curated record